UUUGUUUUCUCCUCUCUCUCUCUCUCACACAAAUUUCUCACCGACGAUUCUUUGGAAAUCGAUGGUGAUAGGUGUGGGGAAGGAGAUGAUUAUCUCUGUCUUCGUCUCUCUGUUCCCGAAGAGUCCUCUCUUCGCCAUUGAUGUUGUCGAUGUUGAUUGGUUUCUCCAGAGACGAAUCUGUCUCUUUGCCUUCGAUUAUGACGAAAUCUCCAAUAGGAGAUGAAGAUGUUCAUGAAAAGUGGUGUGAUGGAGAUCGAUUAGGGAGCCAACGCGUUCAAUCUCGACUUUCAUCCAUCGAAGAAUCUACAGAGUCUUCACUUGUCAGGCUUUCGCAGCUCUCUGAUGGAUGCCAUAGGGAAGUUUCAGCAGAGCAAAGCUGGUGGGAUGUUCAUAGAUUCAUGCUUCACUCAUUGCCAGACUGUUACGUCAGGGACAUGAAUCGAAAACAAGCUUCUCCUCCUCCUUCAAUAGCUCCCUCAGCCCCAGAUUUCAACGGACACCCUCAUCAUGUAUCUCCAUCUACUACUCCACCGCCUGAUUUAACUCCCAGUAAUGUACACCGCGCAUCAUCUCCUCCUCCACCUUCAUACCAUCGACAUCAUCAAGACCCAAAGAAGAUCACAAAUAGUCCAGCUCCUUCACCACCACCACAACCAACGCAUCUCAUAACUCCAAGGAAACCAAAGCGUAAAGGUUCAGUGUCUCCUCUUCCAUCACCACACCAUCUUCGUUCUCCUCCAAUUCAUUCUUCUUAUAUUUCUCCUGCUCACCCUCCAAUCUCUACCUCAAUGGAUCAUAUCUCCAUAGCUCCAGCACCUUCUCCUACCCAAGGCAAUUUCUUGCACUAUAUAAGCCGGUUCAUAGCCGGUUUUGCAAUCGGAUUCUCUAGCGUAUGGCAAAUAAGUCUUGUCACUCUGUCCAUAAUCCCUCUCAUUGCUUUAGCUGGUGGCAUCUACGCGUUCAUGGCCAUUGGACUUAUCGCCCGAGUCCGGAAAUCAUACAUCAAGGCCGGUGAGAUUGCUGAAGAGGUUAGUUACUUGUAUGACAAGUAA
Eruca vesicaria subsp. sativa (arugula) is the source of this 1052-nucleotide messenger RNA. The record is from the annotation of a GenBank genome assembly. Lineage: Eukaryota; Viridiplantae; Streptophyta; Magnoliopsida; Brassicales; Brassicaceae.